AUCUGUAGUAGCCGCAUAAAGACCGUGCUUAUUAGAUACACGCGUUGACACGGCGUGGUCAGUGACUGCAUCUACGCUUGCUAUUGACAAGUGACAGGAUUGUAUUGUAUAUCUUUCUCACCUCCUGACAGCCUCGAGAAAUCAUCAUGGCGGACCUAAAGUUAUACUACUUCCCAACAUCGUUCUACUCUCAGAAGGUGCUGAUGGCGUUAUUCGAGAAGGAGGCAACGUUUCGGGAACAGAUAGUUUUUAUCGUCCAAGGCGAGCAGAACGAGCCCUGGUACAUGAAGGUCACCCCUAAAGGAACAGUCCCGGCCCUGGAAGCCCCGGGGAGGGUCCUGACCGACUCGGAGGAUAUCGUAAACUACGUAGACAAAGAGCUGGACACUGGGACUAGACUUAUACCAAACCCUGACACUAAGAUUGGACAGGAGGUCGACAAGUGGCGAAACCUAUUGAAUGACGUAAACGUACCAGUGAUAACGUUUGGAACCGUAUUUCACCAGGAGUUGUCACAAACAGGGUUGAAAUUUCCGUCUUUCUUGAAGAGUAAACUCAAAUCAGCAAAGGAAGUUAUGCAGAAUGGAGCAAAAGUACUCCAGGAAAAGGCUGACAAGUAUCCGGAACUUAGGGAGCAUUUCCUUGCAAAGCUAAGCGCUCAGAACGAACGGUCAGCAAAAACGGGAAAUAAGGAGGUGGUCGUGCAGGCUUUGGACGAGCUGGAUGUGCUAUUUGAAAAGAUCGAAGAUAGAUUGGCAGAAACGCGAAAAGAGCAGGGAGUGACGGACAGCUGGCUUGUUGGGUCUCGGUUCACCAUGGCGGACAUCAAUCUGGCCAUCCUACUGGACCGGCUCACCCUGCUAGGGUUAGAGGAACGCUACUUCAGCCCCUCCAAACGACCACUGAUCCAAGACUUCUACGUGAGGAUGGGAAAACGCAAAAGUGUUCAACGAGUUCGACAGAAAUUUCAGAGCACGAUGAGAAUAAUGGUCGGCAGGACGUUGAAAAAGGCUAUUCCGGUUGUCGUGGGUUUAGUGGGUGUGGCCGUAGGCGUGUUUUACUGGAGGGGGAGGGCGAAAUGAUAAUGACUGGCUACAGGAAGGAGUGAGGAGGAUAUCCAUUUGUAGCGAGAAAUUGUGUAUAAAUGUGUCUAUACAACUUG
Molecule: messenger RNA, 1162 nt
Organism: Mizuhopecten yessoensis (Yesso scallop)
Lineage: Eukaryota; Metazoa; Mollusca; Bivalvia; Pectinida; Pectinidae
Product: ganglioside-induced differentiation-associated protein 1-like
Exons: 5
Coding region: 147-1082 (311 amino acids)
Biological process (GO): mitochondrial fusion; mitochondrial fission
Cellular component (GO): mitochondrial outer membrane
Source: RefSeq, a predicted model, not a curated record